ACUACUUAAGUAAGCUGACGACUAAAACAGCGAGAUAUUGUUGCAUAUCGGCACAAACGUUCUAGAUCAUUUACUUUUUUAAGCAAAUUUUUUCAAUGCGCGCAUGGAAGAGUUGAUUUUGCAUAUCAUUUGGCUAUAACUUUUGAUGGUAGUAGUACAUAGCCGUUCACUGUAGAGUAUUAACCAUGACAGGGAUCAGCACGAAACAUUAUGGUCAUUUAACUGGCGUCGUUGUGUUUUCCACCAUUGUUCUCGCCUUCUCCAUAUGGUUUCCGGCGGGUUACAGUGUUGUCCAAAUCAACAUCCCCCAAAACCUCAUUCUCAGCUGGAUCCGGCAAACACAGUGUGCUCGUUUAGGUGGGCGUAUAGAAAACAUCAGCAGCGCGGAACAUGGUGCUGAAGGGAGCGGUUUUGCGAAUCGCUCGAACUUGUGGUGUACUAUCAUCCCUGAAGAUGAAGUGUCGGGUCAGUUACGCGAAAACAGCCACCUGAACGCUGUAUGGGCCCUAAUCGGUGCAGCUGUUACACUGGGUGGGACAUUUGGCGUAUGGACCGCCAAUAUGCUGAUUGACCGGUUGGGAUUCCGUAGAAUGUUUUUCAUCACCAAUUUGUUCCUCACGAUCGGAGUGGCGCUGAGCUCGCUUGUGGUAGCCAUUGGAUCGUACGAGAUAUUUAUAAUAGGCACUGUAGGGCGCUUCCUUUUGGGUUUCGGUACUGGAUUCGGCAGCGCCAUCUCCUUUACGUAUAUCGCCGAAAUUACUCCGGCCAAUUUCCGUGGCGCACUGGGCGUGGCUCCGAUUAUUUCCUUUAGCAUCGGGAUGCUGUUGGCGGCAGUAUUCAGUCUACCCCAAAUCCUGGGAACUGAUGACUACUGGUCAUAUUUAACGCUGAUUUUGAUUGCCCCCUGUGUCUGCUUCUUCGCUUCGUACGCCUUCCUUCUGGAAAGUCCCCGUUGGGUUUUUAAAAAGUCCCACGAUGUCCAGAAGACUACGCAGAUUCUCCAGCGGCUGCGCAACGUAUUCAAUGUGCAAGCGGAUCUGCAGAUGAUUGAGGAGGAAAACCGUGUAGCUAAGGAAAAGGGCACCAAAGUAUCAAUUAUCGGGUUGUUCCGUAACGGCUUUCUCCGCUAUAACGUGCUGAUUUGUUGUACGGCUGUCAUUGCACAGCGGCUCACCGCCUAUCCAGGAGUGUACACGUAUUCGUCCAAUAUUUUCCGUCAGUGUGGCCUUUCAAAGGACGUUGCCGCUUAUGGAACUAUUGGUCUACUUGGACUGCAAGCGGCAUCUGCAGUCAUCGGGUCGCUGUUAAUGGAUAAAGCCGGACGGAAACCGCUGAUGCUAAUCGGAUUAUUCGGGUGCGCGAUGAGCUUGAUCGCCAUGGUGACCUUUGCAGCUUUAACAAGUUACCGGAUUUGUGUUGGGUGUGAGUAUGGAAAUUUAGCGGCAUUGUUCGUUUUCAUCAUGGUGUACGUUUGUGGGCCAGCUAGUGUUCCUUUUAUCCUGCCAGCGGAAAUGUUCGGACUACUGACCAGGCAGUCGGCCACCACACUAAUCAUGAUGCUGUGUCAAGGCGUAACAGCCGUCGUAUCCGCCGUCUUUCCGGUUAUGCAAGUGUACUUAUCGCAAUGGACCUUUGUAAUUUUUGCCGGUGUCACUCUGAUAUUGGCGGUAAUCCUGUCCCUGACCUUGAUGGAAACGAAGGGAAAGACCUUUCUUGAAAUUCAGGCAUCGCUGGAGAAACGUUAUUUUAGCGGGCACAGAAAACGUUAUAAUAACACUGCAGUUCCGAUUACAAUACCCAGUAUCGCAGACCUAAAAGCUUUACCACGAUCCAUCAGCAACAUGAGCACAAAUUCUGGAAUGAAAAGAUUGUACUGAUUGUUUUUUUUUUUAUUGCACAAAAAUUCAUUUGAACUAUGAUACAUAACGCACCACUGCGAAAUGGCUGUAUUUUCUUGUUAGCCCCAUUAUUUCAAAUCCUUCUUUACUGUGAUUGUUAAUCGCCUACGAGUAAUGUAUAUAAUUAUAUCUUACAGAUUGCGACUCGAUUUUUAGAAUUGUACUUGGUGUACUAGUUUGUCCAUUUAUUCAGUAUUGUAUGCUCAUA
Paramacrobiotus metropolitanus is the source of this 2106-nucleotide messenger RNA. RefSeq names its product solute carrier family 2, facilitated glucose transporter member 3-like. Gene Ontology annotation, biological process: monosaccharide transmembrane transport. Lineage: Eukaryota; Metazoa; Tardigrada; Eutardigrada; Parachela; Macrobiotidae. Gene Ontology annotation, cellular component: membrane. The transcript has 2 exons. The record is from RefSeq and is a predicted model, not a curated record. Gene Ontology annotation, molecular function: hexose transmembrane transporter activity. The coding region runs from base 186 to 1877 and encodes 563 amino acids.